Tyto alba (common barn owl) is the source of this 8638-nucleotide messenger RNA. It is a transcript of the gene AKAP13, whose product is annotated as A-kinase anchoring protein 13. The coding region runs from base 295 to 8502 and encodes 2735 amino acids. Lineage: Eukaryota; Metazoa; Chordata; Aves; Strigiformes; Tytonidae. Gene Ontology annotation, molecular function: MAP kinase scaffold activity; guanyl-nucleotide exchange factor activity. Gene Ontology annotation, biological process: regulation of Rho protein signal transduction; positive regulation of canonical NF-kappaB signal transduction; adrenergic receptor signaling pathway. The record is from RefSeq and is a predicted model, not a curated record. The transcript is spliced from 41 exons. Gene Ontology annotation, cellular component: membrane; actin cytoskeleton.
GCCCGCCUCCCCGGGCGGAGAGCGCCCGGCCCGGCCGCCUCUUUCCCCCCCUCCCCAUCCCCUUCCCUCUCCCUUCCCUUCCCUCCCGGCCCCGCUGCCAGGGGCGAAGCCGCCCGCCGGGCCCCCGCGGCCUUUUUUUCUUGGAUUUUAGUACUGGCAAACUCUCUAAUGACAACUUUGCUUAGGAGCUGAGCAUCGUGUCCUGCCCUGCUCUUCCCUGUUCAGUGUGGGAACGACCUGAAGGACAUCUUGGAGCCACCUGUACUGCUUCAUGCAGUUAAAUGUUCUGAGGUCAUGAAACUUAAUCCACAGCAAGCUCCAUUAUAUGGUGACUCUGUUAUUACAGUGCAGCUGACUGAGGAAGAUAAAGUUGAAGAUGAUGUAGUUUUUUACUUGGUCUUCACUGGGUCAACUGUCCAACACUGCACAAGCACAAGAAAGAUUAAUCCUGGAAGUCUGGAGACAAUUUCUCCUGGCCAUGACUGCUGUGAAACAGUGAAGGUGGUACUUUGUGCCUCUAGGGAAGGUCAUCCUCUUCUGGUUGUGGCAGAAGAGAGUUUCCAGUUUGUCCAGGAUGAAGCCUAUGAUGCUGCCCAGUUUCUGGCCACCUGCGCUGGUAACCAGCAGGCACUAAACUUCACUCGGUUCUUGGACCGGUCAAGACCACCUGUGGCAGACGUGGACUUUUUGGAUGAGAAAGUGGCUUUGGCAUUUCGACACCUGAAGCUGCCGGCAGAAUGGAAUGUGCUGGGACCAGACCAGUCCCUGACCGAGAACAUCCCUCGGGAAACACUGAUGCAUUUUGCGGUGAGGCUGGGUCUGCUGCGGCUGACGUGGUUUCUGCUCCAGCAGCCGGGAGGAAGAGGAGCUCUCAGCAUCCACAACAACGAAGGGGCAACACCCGUGAGCUUGGCCUUGGAGAGGGGCUACCAGAAGCUGCACCAGCUUUUGACAGAAGAGGAAGCCAGGGAACCGGAGUCCUGGAGCACCUUGUCUCACACCGUGCACUCGGGCGACUACAGCGUGAAGCACCAUCGUGGGCUCGAUGUUUACAUGCUGACGGCUGAAGCCAGGGAAGGGGUAGCAGCCAGCUUGGAGAGUGACAUACGGCACCUUCAGAUGCACAUGCAGAGCCACCAGCACUUGAGUUUAAGGCAGCAGACAGAGCCUGUAUUGGGAGAUUCUGGAGACAGCUGUGCUGAAGGAGCAGAGCCAGAUGGUCACCCAACCACCACCUCUCAGAGCCUUGAAGAAAUGGCAAGAGAAGGAAGGCAGGAAAGUCCAUCUGAUCUUGUUCACCUGGACAUUGAGCAGCUCUCAGACCAAACCCCCCAGGAGGAGAAUUGCAACAGGAGGAGUUGGGGAGCUUCUAAUAAUGCGCCAAAUGACUCACCGAGCCUGGGGGAUGCAAAGAGACCAGAGUCCUUCUGUGAAAGUAAAAAUACAGUGACGUUGAGUAAAACGGAAGAGGAGGGGCCUACCUCUGCUGAAGGCUCUGGGACUAUAUCAGAUGAGAAAGGUUGCACAGUGAGCCUGUGUGCAAGCAUAAACGGUGCCGUAAAUCUUCCAUCCUGUGGAAAUACAAAUGAGGAAGCUGGAAUGACAUCUGCUGGAGUUGUUCUGGAUCAAGCUGGCUUGUGCAGUAAAGAUAGUCCCCAUCAGGAAGCACAAGCUGCCAAGGAGCGUGCAGCUGACAGUGCCGUUGCUGUGGUUCAAACUGCAGGCGAAGCCCCAGCUUCCUUGGAGGGUGUGGAUGUGGCUAUGGGCCAGACUGAAUGCAGGAACUGUACAGGGACGGCUGAGAGGGCUGCGGGCCAGCAGCGGGUAGAGGAUGGGAUGGCUGAGGCCGGUGAAAGGAGGACUGCAAACCUAGAAGAGUGGUCGCCAGCUAAGGACGAGUCAGACAGCGCUGCUCAGCCCUUACUCGGUGGUUUUAAUGGCACUGAGUGUGCAGAUGGGGAGGAUGCAAAUGUGGGAGCGUUGCCAGUGCGUGACAGUAUGAACACAGACAGUGGCGCUGGUGAUGUCUCGGUUGACCUUUGCAAGACUGGUGAUGACAAAGAGACUGGAGCAGACUCAUGCACUGAUCAGGUAAACAGUGGCUUCUUGGAAGGCCAAGGCGAUGCCCAUGUCAUCACGAGGCGGGAUGUCACUGCGAGCCCCGGGGCAGCAUUGCCAGCAGUGAAUGGGGUGAAGGUUCCUGGGUGUGCAUCAAAACCUGGUCCUGGUUUGGAAAUCCAUGGCAGCGGUAAGAGUGGGGAGCAAGAAGGGCAGAUGGAAGCAGGUUGCACAGAUGGGAAAUCCAGCUCGCCCUCACUGGAAGACAGUGUGGAAACGGAUGGCCCUGAUGCUAAACCUGAAAAUGGUGAAGUUGGUGGAUCUAAUCAAAGUAGUGCAGAACCUGUGUGUUGCCAAGAGAGCAGUAAAAUCACUGAACAUGCAGCUGAAGCAGUGAAGAGCAGUCAAGCCUGUGAAGAGAAGCCAGCAGGAACUGAUACCAGCAGCAGUGGAGAUGGAGGAAGCGCUGAUUCUGCAGGCGGAGGUCAGGAAGUUGCUAGCUGUCGCCCUUCUGAUCAAACUGUUGUUAAAGAUGAAAUGGACGACGGCUUCAAACUGGACACUGCUGAAAAGAGCAAACGUGAGCCUGCAUCGCUCCCUCCAGAGGAUGCAAGCACAUGCCUGGCAGAAAAAGAGCCUGCACAAACCGAAGUGGAGAUAGCAGAAGGUGCUUCGGAGCAGGAGGGGCUGAGCGGCGAGAUGAAAUCACUCACUCCCCUACCCAGAGGAGAGGGACUGGCUGUGAGUCAGGAGAGAGAUGCUGCAGUGGCACCUCCCGGGCAGGAGGCAGCUCUACAAGGCAAUGACCCUGGUUUAGCUACGUGUGCCAAGGGUGCAGACUGUGCGGAGGAUAAUUUAAUAGGCACACCCUCUGUAAUUCAUAAUGAAGAAUCUAAACAAAACCAGGAAGCGGUGGCGGCAGCAGGCUCGGCAGAGCUCGCCUGGCAGCACGGCGGGGAGCAUGGCAGGGUAGCUGCUGGAGCUGGCUGGCCUGGGGACCGUGCAGGGGACGUGGGCUCUCUGGAGCAGGGCCUCUCACAGCAGGGUGAAGGAGCCAAAGCUGAGCCCGAGCAGGAGGCUUGUGCAAGCGGCAGCGAGCAGCUUUUGUCAGAGGAACUUCUUGCUGCUGUUGUGAAACCCUCUGCCUGCAGUCAUGGGGGGCCUGUGGCAGGUGGCAGCGAUGUGAAUGCUGGGCUGAAAGGGACAGUCCAUGCUGAGGAAGCGUGCAAGGCCGGGGCAGUGGGUGCGGGAGAAGGCACCAUGCACGGACCUGCCUCAGCAGGUGAGUCACCAGGUCUGGAGAAUGGCCCUUGUCUAGAGGAGGGGUUGAACCAAGAACAUGAUCCCUGUCAAACCCUACAACAAAUCUCCCCGCUCAGCAGCACCCCUGAGUUAAAGGAUGCUUCAGAAACGGGAGCCCCGAGCGAUGCCGGUGAGGGUAAAGAAGCGUUAAGGCCGGUGACAAUAACCCCCGUUACAGCAUAUUUGGAAGAGCAGGGGGACACGGAAAGCGUGCUUCCCCGGGCAGCACUUCAGCCCAUUGCAGAAGAGCCCACGUGCGACAGCGACUCCAGCACCGACACCGUUUGUCUGGCCAGCGAGAGCGAUGCUGGUCCCACUGCGAAAGCAGCUCAGGGAGAGACCUUGGCUGAGCUGGACGGAAAGCAGAGCCGAGCGGUACCCGAAUCACCCUUCUUGCCAUGUUUGUGCCGUUUACAUGCAGUUGAGUCACUAGAAAAUGUGGAAGUAAAGAGUUUGGCUUCGGUAGAUGGUGGCUCUUCCCUGGAUAAAGUUGCUAAAAUGGUAAAAAGUUUUGAUGCGGUGGUUUUUGCAGCAGAGACACCUUGUUCCCCUGAAUUACCGGCUGUUGAAAAAGUGGGGCUUGAGCCCCAGCCUGCGGUGGAAGUAGGAGUGAGCCUUAAUGGAGAAGUGGAUCUAAGUUCCUCGACAAAGAGGAGGAAUGUCAACCUGGCAGUGCAACAAGCUGAGCCUGUUACAGGGAAGUUGGAAAUGAAAACUGAAGACGAGGUGGAUUUUCUGAGAGAGCAUGAUGAGAGCGCAGCUCGCGAGGAAGAGAUAAACCGUGAAAGCUGGUGUUCGCUGGAGCCAUGUCCUGAUUCUUCCCUGCUGGAGCGCAAACGGACGCGGGAGUCUCCAGAAUGUGAGAACUUCUUGGAGGAUGGGCUGAGUGGCAUCUGUGCCUCGUCACAGAGUGUGCUUAAAAGAGAGUCUGGGAGCGAGUCUGACCUCUUCCCCUUGCCUGGUGAUGGGAUGGAGGACCUUGUCUUUGGAAAGCAGCCUGAAGAGGAGCAGUCUGCAUGUGAUGUCACCAGCUCCAGUUCUUCUGCAGAUGACACCAUGUCCUUGGAGAGGAACUCAUCCCUGGGCAGCGACACAUCUCUUCCCUUCCCACCGAUGGUGAACUUCAUCCAGCCCAAGGACAGGCACAGCCUGGAUGGCAGCUGCACCAACAUGGUGGCCACAGAGGGAGGAGAGAAGGAAGAAGAGCUGGACAGUAUCACGGACGUUCCAACUCAUUCCUCUGUCUUACGAAACUCCAUGCGGCCACUGUCACCUUUCCGUCGACACAGUUGGGGCCCAGGGAAGAACGCCACCAACGAAGCAGAAAUAAAUCAGAGGAGUUCAAUGCGAGUUCUGGGGGAUGGUAUAAAGAAGCCUCCCAUUCAUAGGAGAAGUUUGAGCUGGUGUCCCUCUGGUGUACAGUUCAUUGCCAUGGGUCCUGACUUUACUUGUAGAAGUUACAGCCUAGAAGGCCUUGCUGGAGACUCUAGUGAGACCAAGAAGCCCUCUACAAACUUGGAGGCAGCUUCUCUGAGCUCAAAAGACCUCAGACGGAGUCCCCUUGCCAGCAGCAAUCAGUGCGGGUCCCUGGUAUUGCUCACUGAAGAACUUGAGCAAGGAGAAAUCAGAGACUACAAUCACCAGAUGCAUCAAACAUCGCAGCCACAAGGAUUUAAUUUCUGUUCUUCUGCUGUUUCAUCUCCACUGACCAAAUCUAUGUCUCUAAUGUCAAUCAGUAAACCAGUGCUGGACACCCAGGGCCGGACUCGACCAUCGAGACGAAUCUCCUUCUCCUUCAGCAUCUCUCCACUCAUUCCUAAGUCUAAAACUCUCUUUUCUAUUGGCUCUUCUUCCAGUGAUGAUGAGGAGGAGUUGGAUAGUUCGCAGGCAUUUGGCGGCCCCACGGGUUCCUCGGUUCAGAGCAUAUCUGAAGAGAGCAGCAGUGUCCCCACUGGUAAAAGUGUAACAAAAGUCAGUCGCACCUUCAGCUACCUCAGGAAUAAAAUGUCAAGCAGCAAGAAGAGCAAAGAAAAAGAGAAAGAUAAAGAGAAGACUAAAGAGAAGGACAAAGAUUCCAAGGAGAAGGAAAAAGAUAAGAAACUGCUAAAUGGACAUCUCUUCACUGCAACCUCUGUUGUAGCCCAGGCAACCUGUUACCACUGUAUGAAACCUUUCAAUAAGGAUUCGUACUACUGUGCAAACUGCAAUGCAAUUGUUCACAAAGGCUGUAAGGAGAGUUUUGCUUCUUGUGCAAAGGUCAAAAUGAAGCCACAGAGAGGGAUGCUGCAGGCACAUGAUACCUCUUCCUUACCCACAGUAACCAUGAGAAACAAAAGCUCACAACCGAAGGAGCGCCCUCGCUCUGCGAUACUUGCUCCUGAUGAAAACACCGUAACCUCAAUAUUCAAUAACAGGAGAUCACAACAGACUACAGCACUUUCAAAAAGUGUCUCAAUACAGAACAUUGCAGGAGUUGGGAACGAUGACAACUUAAUACAUACCUGGAAAUUCCUGUCACAGUCAACAGACUCCUUACAUAAAAUCAGCCGAGUGAAUGAAUCCAUGGAGUCACUGGUUGAUGAAGGUGCAGACAUGAAUGAAGGACAGCUGAUGGGAGACCUGGAAUUAGAUUCCAAGCAGCUGGAGGCAGAGUCCUGGAGCCAAGUAGUAGACAGCAGGUUCCUACAGCAGCAAAACAAAGACGUUGUCAAACGGCAAGAUGUCAUUUAUGAGCUAAUGCAGACGGAAAUGCAUCAUGUCCGCACCCUGAAGAUCAUGAAUGAUGUCUACAGUGCAGGGAUGUUAAAGGAACUGCAGUAUGAUCAACAGGUCGUGGACAAGAUCUUUCCCUGCCUGGAAAACUUGCUGCACAUCCACAGUCACUUCUUCCAGCGGAUUCUGGAAAGGAAGAAGGAGUCGUUGGCAGACAAAAGUGAAAAGAACUUUGUUAUCAAGAGGAUAGGUGACAUCCUAGUGAAUCAAUUCUCUGGCGAGAGUGCUGAGCGAAUGAAGAAAACAUACGGCAAAUUCUGUGGGCAUCACAAUGAGGCAGUAAAUAACUUCAAAGAUCUGUACUCAAAGGACAAGCGAUUUCAGGCAUUUGUCAAGAAAAAAAUGAGCAGCUCCCUGGUGAGGCGUCUUGGGAUUUCUGAAUGUAUCUUGUUGGUAACACAGAGAAUCACAAAGUACCCAGUCCUUUUACAAAGGAUACUGCAGUACACCAAAGAAAAUGAAGUGGAACAUGAAGACUUGACUCAGUCAUUAAACCUUGUCAAAGAUGUGAUUGCUGCAGUCAAUAGCAAAGUCAGCAAUUACGAAAAGAAAAUGCGUCUUGGUGAGAUUUACAACCGGACAGAUAGCAAAUCCAUCAUGAGGAUGAAGAGUGGCCAGAUGUUUGCAAGAGAGGACUUGAGGCAUCGGAAGCUCAUCCGAGAUGGGCCUGUUUCACUAAAAAAUGCAGCUGGCCGGUUAAAAGAAGUCCAGGCUGUUCUCCUCUCUGACAUGCUCAUAUUCCUUCAAGAGAAGGACCAGAAGUAUGUCUUUGCCUCACUGGACCAGAAAUCCACUGUGAUCUCUCUGAAGAAGUUGAUUGUACGAGAAGUGGCUCAUGAAGAAAAGGGUUUGUUCCUGAUCAGUAUGGGUGUAAAAGAUCCCGAAAUGGUGGAAGUCCAUGCCAGCUCCAAAGAAGAGCGUAACGGCUGGAUACAGAUUAUUCAAGACACAAUGAACACCAUGGAUAGAGAUGAAGACGAAGGAGUCCCUUGUGAGUCUGAGUUUGAAAAGAAAGUGUCGGAUGCGAAAGUGAGAGGACUGAAAGAACAACUUCAGCAGAAGGAUAAGCAGAUCCUCCUCUUGCUCGAAGAGAAGGCUAAGAUCUUCCGGGACAUGGCAGACAGUUCUGUGCAGGAGGACAUGCCAGGCUCCAGGCUGCUUUUCAGAGCCAACACAGAGGAGGCACCAAAAGGAGAGGCCAUUAUGAAAACUGCAAUAAAUGAAGUUGAACUGCUGCAAGACCUGGUGAACAGGAGCCUGGGCACCGCCCUGGGGCAGCAGGUCAGCAGCAGUGCCAUGGAACAAGAAGGAGGAGUUGGCCCCAUCUCUCUCCCGAGAAGGGCAGAGACUUUUGGAGGUUUUGACAGUCAUCAGAUGAAUGCCUCCAAGUGUGGAGCGAAAGAUGAAGGCGACGAUGCUCAGGACCUUCGGAGAACAGAGUCAGACAGCAUUUUAAAGAAGGGUGGAAAUGCUAAUUUGAUGUUCAUGUUGAAAAGAAAUAACGAGCAGGUCCUCCAAACCAUUACCAGCCUCCAUAAGCUGCUCAGUGCUUUGCAGGGUGUCGUGCUGCAGCAGGACACCUACAUCGAGGACCAGAAGCUGGCUCUGAGCGAGAGGGCUCUGACCCGAAGCUUCUUCCGGCCAACGUCGCUGCUGGAGCAGGAGAAGCAGCGUAACCUGGAGAAGCAACGCCAGGAGUUGGCCAACCUGAAGAAGCAGCAGACGCAGCACCAGGAGGAAAGGCGGAGGAGAGAGAAGGAGUGGGAAGCCCGGGAGAAGGAGCUGGCAGAGCAGGAGGCCCACCUGGCCCAGCGAGAGGAGCAGGUCCAGAGAGGGUGGCAGGAUCUUGAGCGGGAGCGAGAGGAGCUGCAGGUGAAGAAGGCCUCCUACCAGCUCGACCUGGAGAGGCUUCGCACGGCGCAGAAGCAGCUGGAGAGGGAGAAGAUGCAGUUCAAGCAAGACAUGGAGCAUUUAGCUCAAAUGCGGCAGGGGCCUGACCACAACCAGGUUUCAAAUCUACAUGAGAAACUUGGAAGAGUCCCCUCGCAGUCCAGCAUUGAUGACUUCUCCAAGCAGAAGAGCCCUUCCCUUCCUAAACAAGGGCACUUUGAUGCAGAACUGUCUGUCUCCCCCAAAAGGAACAGUCUUUCAAGGACACACAAAGAGAAAAGCACUUUCCAUUUGCUUAGCACAACAAACCAGACUAACAAGGCAGCUGAGGAACAGCCCCAGAUGCCUACCCGCCUCUUCAGUUUAGCCAAACCAAAGGAGAAGAAGGAAAAGAAGAAAAAGGGCAGGGGACAUCGCUCCCAACAGUCUGAUUCUCACUCAUCAGAAGCACCUCCAGAGGGUGAGGAGAUCUUCUGCUGAGCACGGACGAUUCCAUCAGUCACUCUCAGCAUUGAUACAAUGGACAUCUCCCUGCCCACUCCACAGCACGCUGCUGGUGCCUGCAUCUGACAAGCAUCUAGAGGUUUUAAAUAAAACAUGUUAUGAAGUCUGUUAA